Molecule: messenger RNA, 567 nt
Organism: Phycomyces blakesleeanus NRRL 1555(-)
Lineage: Eukaryota; Fungi; Mucoromycota; Mucoromycetes; Mucorales; Phycomycetaceae
Exons: 4
Coding region: 1-567 (188 amino acids)
Source: RefSeq, a predicted model, not a curated record
AUGAGCCGCCGUCAAUGUAACAAGCCCUGUCCAGAGGAGCGUCACAAGAUCUGGAAAGAAGGCUUCCGGCAAAAUGCCAUUGAUCGAUCCAAAAUGGCGCGGCAGGAUCUUGUUCAUCGUCGUAGAGAGGAUCAGGCAAGCGGAACUACAAAGUGGGAGGAUUUUAAAAAUAGUCACCAGGAUGCUCUUAAACGAGUAGGCAUGCGGGACUAUGCAGAAAUCGAAGAUGAAAAUGAACCACACUAUCAAGGGCAGAAGGAAAAAGAACGGAAGGAAGAAGAACAACAGCAAGAGAAGACAAAGCCAGAUGUAUCUGAAAUCUGUGCUGACCGCCCUGAUAGCACAACUUGUAUUCGCUGCCAUUGUUCAGUACUUCGGUAUAGUCAAGGCUAUUCGACCCCUACCCUCGAAUGCCCAUCUUGUGGAUUUUGUGCGACCCUUCAAAUGAUACAAUCCAUUCAAGAGCACAAUACCCUUUGCAUUGGCUCAAUUAUCUACACAUAUCAACCCACUAGUAGUGGGGUUAUCGGACUGUGUAGUCUGUGUGGUACAUGUGCAUCAUUUUAA